This is a messenger RNA of Penicillium daleae, 3261 nucleotides long. Its product is annotated as tetratricopeptide repeat protein. Gene Ontology annotation, biological process: transcription by RNA polymerase III. Bases 1 to 3261 code for a protein of 1086 amino acids. NCBI's taxonomy places the organism in Eukaryota, Fungi, Ascomycota, Eurotiomycetes, Eurotiales, Aspergillaceae. Gene Ontology annotation, molecular function: protein binding. The transcript has 5 exons. The record is from RefSeq and is a predicted model, not a curated record. Gene Ontology annotation, cellular component: transcription factor TFIIIC complex.
AUGGCAGAUCCGGAUUCCCCUAUGGACUAUGCCACUCCGGGAGGAGAGCCAUAUGAGUACCCGGACAUCGACGAGACCAUCCAGUACCCUUGGCGGGAGAAUGGUGCUCGUACCAUACAGGGAAAUCAUGCUGACUCAGUGAUCGACCCGCGCUUGUAUCAAGGUCUCUUUCCUCAGCACGCGCCGAACGACGGCGCCAGAGAUGGGUAUCCAAACCAUGAAGCUAGGCGUGGCUCUGGGGAUAGUCAAGCCUUCCCUCAUGUGAAGUAUGGAGACGACAUGGAUGAUGACGAACCUGACUAUGAGUCCUCGCAAGAAGAAAGUGACAGUGACGAGGCGGACGAGUCUCUCGAAGACGAUGAUUCCGACGACUCUGCCGCGGCACGACGGCGCCGCCGCCGAGGGGGAGGACGCUUCUCCGGUCGUUAUGGCGCCCGUGGUGGAAAGGGCAUCAAACGAGGACCGCGCAAAGCGCUGGAUCCUGGACCAGAGUUCAAGAUGUUCCAUUCCCAAGCUACCUCCGCUUUCAUUGAUGGCGAUUACGAUCGCGCCCACGAGUUUGUAAACCAGGCCAUUCAGAUCAACCCUGAAAUGUUCCCAGCCCAUUCGCUGCUGUCAGAAAUUUGGCUGGCAAAAGGAGACGAAGUUCGGGCCUUGCAAGCGCUCUGGAAUGGUGCUCACACUCGACCGAAAGACCCUACAGUUUGGAUGAAAGUUGCGCGCCUUCUUCUGGACCGCGCUGGUGAAAGUCGUGGGAGUGCAUUGAAUGACGUGAUCUAUUGCUACAGCCGCAUAGUUGAUAUCCAGCCUGGGAACUACAACGUUCGAUUCCAGAGAGCAGCUCUUUAUCGGGAGCUUGGACACAACGGUAAGGCUGCUAGUGAGUAUGAGCGUAUUCUGCACGACAAGCCGUACAGCACACGAGCUCUGCGACACAUAGCAGAGAUCUUCAUUGAUCUCAACGACGUUGAGCGAGCCAUCACCCAUUGGUCGAAAAGUGUCAACCACUUCCUCUCGCUUAACCCGGACCAAGUCCGAGAUUUUACCUGGUCCGAUAUCAACAUUUAUGCAGAGCUCUUUGGAUAUGUGAGCCGCCCCAGCGAAGGCCUUUACCAUCUCAAAUCGCUCUCUAGGUGGAUGCUGGGUCGCAAGGAUGAUAUCAUGUGGGCAGAUUUUGAGGACGAUGAUAGAGAAUGGGACUCCCAGGAUUCACCCCGCCGAAUCAAAACCAAUGGAUAUAUUCCAAACCACUGGCCUCGAGACAGCUAUGGACUCGGGCUUCCCCUCGAGCUUCGGGUUAAAAUGGGGCUGUUCCGAUUGAAGAUGGGCGACAGACAUCACGAAGAAGCCAUGCAACAUUUAGAAUAUCUCAAUCCUGACGAUACCUCUGAGGGGGCUCGGAUUUUUGACUAUGGUGAUCUCUUCCGAGAAGUCGCAGACGCUUUGAAAGAGGCUGGUUUACUUGAAGAAGCCCUUCGGUUCUACGAGCCUAUCCAGCAGACCUCGGACUAUGCUGAUGUUGGAUUCUUUCUGGCUAUGGCCGACUGUUGCAUGCAACUAGGCAAGAUAGAGGAUGCCGAAAGCUGCUAUCUCACCGUUGCCGACCAUGACUCGAGUAACCUAGAGUCUCGUGCACAGCUUGCAAAGCUCUACGACAGCCUUGGAAUGCCCGAUCAAGCAUACAAGUACGUUAAUGAGGCUGUCUUGCUUACUCGACAGGAAAACAGGACCCGGCGGAGGAGAAAAGAUGCUCGACUGGAACAGCUUGCUGCCGAGUUUAGGAGGUCUGAACCUGUGACUCUCAGGCCCCUUGCGCCCAAACCUGGCCCAGUUGAUGCCUGGUCCGCGACCACUCCUGUGCAACUGGAGCCUGUGCAGCGAGGCGAAGCUGCCCGUACGGAUGAUAUCAAGUUCCUUUAUGCAAUGAUGCAACAACUCGAGCCCAAAGUCAAGGAUGGCAAUCUUGAAGCCACCGAGGACUGGCUCGAUAUUGCUGAUGCCUUGCUACGCGAGUUCCGAUCAAAUCGUAUCUUUUAUCCGAUGGCCCGUACGACCGAAUUUCAAGGUUAUUCCAGCCAAGCGCAACGGAAGGCCAACGGAUCUAAGAACAGCGUCUUUUUGAAUGAGAUGGAAGAGAUAGCCGGCCGCUUGCAAAAGUCGAGAGGUGAUGAAGAAGUAGAGGAACCAUUACAAGGCGUUGUUCCAACGGAAUAUCACGGCAUUCCUUUUGAUGCGUGGCUUGACAUAUUCCUCAAGUAUUCCCUUACCAUCACUGAUCAGGGUGAACCAAUUGAGGCUUACGAAGCCCUCGAAGCUGCUGCGACCGCUAGUGUUUGGUUCCAUGAUAAGCGGAAAUCCCGCAUUAUUCAUGUCUGCUGGUUAACAUGUGCGCUUCGCGCCCAGGAUGAGGACGCCCUCACGAGCGAGGCUCGUUGGUUCGUGAAGGAGUAUCAAUUUGUCACAGAUACGUAUCGCCUCUUCUCGAUGCUGAGUCACCUUGCGGGCAACCCUCGGAAAUCCCUUUUCAACUCCGCUCCGAGCAUGAAGUUUAUGCUCCGCCAAAUCAAGGCUAUGGACUUCACUCUACCCGAUGCGGAUGAUAAGCCCAAGCCGCCGCGGCAGUCUGUUUGGAGAGAACGUGCCGCCCUUUCAACCAAAGAUGAGAAUGGCAAAGACAUCCCGGCUUAUGACCUAGACAUCGCUCUGCUCGUGCUUUACGGCCACAUCCUCUACUCUGGAAACAGCUUCUACCCCGCUCUGAACUACUUCUUCCGUGCCUACGCUCUCGAUGAUCAGAACCCAGUUGUCCUUCUCUCCAUUGCGCUCUGCUACAUCCACCAUUCCCAUAAGCGGCAGUGCGACAACCGUCACUACCUUAUCAUGCAGGGUCUUUCAUUUAUGCAUGAGUACCGCCGUGUUCGCGAGAAGGACGGAGCCACGCUGCAAGAGCAUCAAGAAGUGGAGUUCAAUUUCGCUCGUGUCUAUCACGGUCUCAACCUAUCCCACCUGGCCGUCGAAGGUUAUAAGCGAGUUCUCCAAAUAGGUGAAGAAAUUCAGCAACAGACCUUGAGACAGUCCACCAGCGCCACAGACGGUGAUGAUGUGAAUAUGGACUGGGCAAAUGACGGGGCUGUGACUUUGGGGCCGAAUUUUGUGGAGGAUUUUUCACGUGAGGCUGCAUUUGCUUUGCAAGGUCUCCAUAUACUCGGUGGUGAUACGCUUACCGCCAAGGAUGUCACUGAAAAGUGGCUUGUGAUUUGA